This is a messenger RNA of Prorocentrum cordatum, 1660 nucleotides long. NCBI's taxonomy places the organism in Eukaryota, Dinophyceae, Prorocentrales, Prorocentraceae. The record is from the annotation of a GenBank genome assembly.
CUCACAUGGGCUAGGCCUCAAUAUCGCCCCCACGAGGCCCGUUUUGGCUCACGAUUCUGGCUCAAGCCAUUUUGGCUCACGCUAGACUCGACUCGCGGCCUGGGCCUAUUCCCGUACACCCGCUCGCCGUUGGCGUCCAGCCGCCUGCUAUCUCUCAGCCAUGGGCGAAGAGGAAGUCGCCGCGCUGGUCGUGGACAACGGCAGCGGCAUGUGCAAGGCUGGCUUCGCUGGCGACGACGCUCCGCGCGCCGUGUUCCCUUCCAUUGUCGGCCGCCCGAAGAUGCCAGGAAUCAUGGUCGGCAUGGACCAGAAGGACAGCUACGUGGGCGACGAGGCCCAGAGCAAGCGCGGCGUCCUCACCCUGAAGUACCCCAUCGAGCAUGGCAUCGUGACCAACUGGGACGACAUGGAGAAGAUCUGGCACCAUACCUUCUACAACGAGCUCCGCGUGGCUCCGGAGGAGCACCCAGUCCUCCUCACGGAGGCGCCCCUGAACCCGAAAGCGAAUCGCGAGCGCAUGACGCAAAUUAUGUUCGAGACAUUCAACGUUCCGGCGAUGUACGUCGCGAUCCAGGCAGUGCUAUCGCUGUACGCCUCUGGCCGCACCACAGGGAUCGUGAUGGAUUCGGGCGACGGCGUGUCGCACACAGUGCCCAUUUACGAGGGCUACGCGCUGCCGCAUGCGAUCCUGCGUCUGGAUCUUGCAGGGCGGGACCUCACGGAGUAUUUGAUGAAGAUCCUCACUGAGCGUGGGUACUCCUUCACCACCACGGCUGAGCGAGAGAUUGUGCGCGACGUCAAGGAGAAGCUCUGCUACAUCGCGCUCGAUUUCGACACCGAAAUGAAGGUCGCAACUGAGAGCUCCGACAAGGAGAAAACGUAUGAACUUCCUGAUGGAAACAUCAUCACUGUGGGCAGCGAGCGCUUCCGGUGCCCAGAGGUGCUCUUCCAGCCCAGCUUCGUUGGCAAGGAAGCCGCUGGCGUCCACGACACCACCUUCCAGUCGAUCAUGAAGUGCGAUGUCGACAUCCGCAAGGACCUGUACGCUAACGUAGUGCUGUCCGGUGGCACUACAAUGUUCCCAGGCAUCGGCGAGCGCAUGGCCAAGGAAUUAACAGCCCUGGCCCCUUCCACCAUGAAGAUCAAGGUUGUGGCUCCACCUGAGCGAAAGUACUCAGUGUGGAUCGGUGGGUCUAUCCUUUCUUCGCUCAGCACCUUUCAGCAGAUGUGGAUCUCCAAGGGUGAGUAUGACGAGUCGGGCCCCACCAUUGUGCACAGAAAGUGUUUCUGAGGGUUUGCCCUCAGUAUGUUUUGGUAGUGUGACGCGCUGGAUCGUUAUGCCCACAAGAGGGUUCUGCUCAAGCCAGCCAAGCUAGAAUCGUCAGAUGUGUUGGAUGGAGUUUGUGAGCUUGCCUCACGCCCCAAGGUUCACAGAUGGCGCUGGCAGUGUGAAUUCGCAUUGGCCGCACUAGCGUUCUGAAGUAUGUCAGGACAACUGCUGAAUCCUUUUCCUUCAGAGCAGUUAUUUCCGUUUGCGCAGGCCAUAUGUUCGGUUCGUUGGCCCUUCUUGUUACAGUUUGCCAGGGGGGUACCACCAGUCUACGGCACAACGGCAUGCAAUUGGCGGGGACAAAAUAAAAUGCCCCCCAAGAGUUCCCGA